AUGCUCAAAGAGGCCAUUAUAAGCAAGAUCAAGGGUUUCCCACAGAGCCUCGAAGUCCUCGAACUCAGCUUCUCCAUAAAAGCCACCGGCUGCCUUUAUAAGGACCUGCUGCAGUUGAAUAAGCAGAGGAAGGAGCACUGUUUGCUCAGAACUAAGGAUGGUAUUGGCGGCAGUUUCGCCAAAGGGACUUGGAAAAGGGAACUAAUGGAGAGAAGCCCCAGAUCACCUAGACUACGGAUCAAUAUCAACGACAUUGAGGCGGGGCUCGCGAAAUUUUUAGCGACUCCGAGUUUUACUGACAUUGAUGCCGCACAACUUCCUAGUCUUGAUGCAGCUUCACGUCGCUGGAGGGCUACUGGCUCUCAUAUAGCCAUCCCUAGUGCAGAUAGGAGUUUUCGGUCACCCUGGACUCAGGGCCACAAGACAGGCAUUCGAUUCAAGAAGACGCCGUUCAGCAUGACUUCAAGUUUUGCUACUGGAUGUGGGAUAGCACUCUUCUUGACAAGUUAUAGAUGUACCUCGUGA
Messenger RNA from Laccaria bicolor S238N-H82, 525 nucleotides. RefSeq lists its product as uncharacterized. The record is from RefSeq and is a predicted model, not a curated record. The transcript has 5 exons. Lineage: Eukaryota; Fungi; Basidiomycota; Agaricomycetes; Agaricales; Hydnangiaceae. Bases 1 to 525 code for a protein of 174 amino acids.